Molecule: messenger RNA, 438 nt
Organism: Dreissena polymorpha
Lineage: Eukaryota; Metazoa; Mollusca; Bivalvia; Myida; Dreissenidae
Product: perlucin-like
Exons: 3
Source: RefSeq, a predicted model, not a curated record
AUAUCGUACCAUGGACAUUGUUACCACUUCAGCCAUGAUGCAGAGUCAUGGAUAGGUUCUGAGGGUAUAUGUUUGCAUUUCGGGGCGUAUCUGGCAGAGAUUGACAAUCGUGAUGAAUACAUAUUCAUUCAACACUGGGUCGACAUAUUUGCUCGUUAUUUCUGGGUUGGUGCAACAGACCUGGGCUAUGAAGGGGACUGGAUAUGGGCAAACUCGAAGAAACAUUUUAGCAAUGCAUAUACUCGCUGGGUGACAGGCGAACCAAACAACUCAGGAGGGUCGGAAAACUGUUUAGCUUUGUCAACACAUUGGGGCUGGAACGAUGGGACGUGCUCAAAAAUGUUUAAUUUUAUUUGCGAGAAAAAUGGGUAAGAAAUAAUGUCGUCAAGUCUUUGGAAUGAUAUGAAAUUAAACGCGAAAAAUAAUGUUUAUUGUCAU